Molecule: messenger RNA, 2357 nt
Organism: Anthonomus grandis grandis
Lineage: Eukaryota; Metazoa; Arthropoda; Insecta; Coleoptera; Curculionidae
Product: aldehyde dehydrogenase, dimeric NADP-preferring-like
Exons: 6
Coding region: 201-2027 (608 amino acids)
Biological process (GO): aldehyde metabolic process
Cellular component (GO): cytoplasm
Molecular function (GO): aldehyde dehydrogenase (NAD+) activity
Source: RefSeq, a predicted model, not a curated record
UCUCCACUGAAGAGAUUCGCGUUCGGUCAGUCAGUGCACCGUCGAAAGUAAAAGUAAACACAGUUUACGAACUACUUCUUGUUUUGUUUAUUUUUACUGGUCGGAUUCAUUUGCAGGAAGUGUUUUCUUAUUAGGUAACUUUGUAUCAACGAGAAAAAGUCGUGUCAGGUUAGUCUAUAUUUUGCGAGUAUCCCAGGAUAAUGAAUCCUAAUACCAUUUUACCACGUCUGGACCCUAAUACAAUAAAAUCCAACACCAUAUCACCAAAAAUCAGCCAAUUGCACCAAAUCUAUGAUUCCUCCAACACGAAAUUCACCAAAAAACAACAAGACGAAUUGAACAGGCAACUGAAGCAAAAUACCCACCACAGCCCAGAAGUACCGAAACGUUUACUAAUUGAUGAUCUUAAGCCUACAAAAGCUGUUAAUAGUAAGUUUGAAGAUUUAGGCAAGCAUAAAAAGCAAAGAAGCUUAAAUCUUGAUGGAAAUAUGGGACAUGAGGGGGUGGAAUCAAAGGAGGUAGUAAUUGAUGUCGAAAGUGGUGUUAAAAGUGUAAAAGAAUGUUUAGGGAUUGCUAGGAGGGCAUUUAACAGUGGCAGAAUGAGAAGCGUUGGAUUUAGAGAGAAACAACUUAGAGGCCUCCUAAAAUUCCUGGAAGAUCACAAGGCAGAGAUAGAGGCUGCCCUGCAUAAGGAUCUAAGGAAGCACAAGCAAGAGACCAAUAUUUCCGAAAUCGAGUUGGUGGCCAACGAUUUAAGACAAACUUUAAUAAAACUCAAACAAUGGAUAGGACCUCAAAAACCCAAGAAAAGGUUUAUCAAUAUUCUAGAUAGUGUAUAUGUUUAUAACGAUCCAUAUGGAGUUGUACUUAUAAUAGGUGCUUGGAACUAUCCCAUUUUACUUACCCUUGGACCUUUAGUUGGUGCUCUAGCAGCAGGAAACACGAUAAUACUCAAACCAUCCGAGUUGGCUUCAGCUACAAAUCAAGUUAUCUCUGAAGUGCUGACAACUUAUCUGGAUAAAGAAUGCUUUCAGGUAUACCUUGGAGGUAUUGCAGAAACAACUGACUUACUCAAAGAACGAUUUGACUAUAUAUUUUUCACUGGUUCUUCAAAAAUCGGAAAGAUCGUUUAUCAAGCGGCUGCUAAGACCUUAACUCCUUGCACCUUAGAGCUAGGUGGUAAAUGCCCACUUUACUUGGACGAUACAGUCGAUAUGCAGAAAGCAGCAAAAAGAAUCCUUUGGGGUAGGAUGCUGAAUAGUGGCCAAACGUGUGUUGCUCCAGAUUACGUGCUAUGUUCCAAAGAAGUUCAAGAAAAGUUUUUAAUAGAGGCAGAGAAAAUCAUUAAGAAGUUCUGGGGUGAGGAGGCAAGUAAAUCUGAGAGUCUUAGUAAGAUUAUCACCGAAAGGCAAUUUGUAAGGCUGCAAGAGUUUAUUAACAGUGAAAAAGUUGCCCUGGGAGGACUAGUAGACGAAAAGCAACGUAUUAUUGGACCAACUAUUUUGACAGAUGUUAACCCACAUAGUGCUGUCAUGGAGGAAGAGAUAUUCGGUCCAAUUUUGCCAAUUUUGAACGUUAACAGUUCACAAGAGGCAAUUGAUUUUAUUAACUCAAGAGAAAAACCUUUGGCCCUAUAUGUAUUUUCAAAAAGUAAAAAGAUUCAGGAGCUAUUUUUAUCAAAAACUUCAAGCGGAGGCGUAACAAUUAAUGAUACAAUUUCUCAUAUAGGAACUGAAAAUUUACCAUUUGGAGGUGUUGGACUCAGCGGACUUGGAAACUAUCAUGGAAAAUAUGGAUUUCAGACUUUUAGCCAUAAAAAAGGAGUGUUGGUGAAAGAUUUUAGUGCUAUUUCUGAGCUGUCGCUUAAUAUCAGAUACCCACCAUAUAGCGAUAAGAAAACGAAUCUUAUUAAUAUGGUUUUGAAGAAAAGAAGGGGCGUUCCUAUGAAAUUUUUUGAUAGGAUACUGAUUUUUUGUUUGGGCGUUGUUUUGGCGUUCGUUUUUCAAUAUUUUUUUGUACUUAUAUGAUUUUUCCUAUGGAAAUUUUCUCAAUUUUAUUUUAAUUAUAUAUUGAGGAACAUUUGAAUUGGUUCUAAAAUGUAAUUUUAUUUAGAACAAAUUUUUUAAGGCCAAAACACGCUGAUCACUAAUUUUUUACACAACGAAGUCAACUUAAUUAUCUUUCUAUUGUAAGUUCACUGAACCAUUGAUACUUAUAAUUAGAGACCCCUAUUCCUGCACUCUGCUUUUAGGUAGAGUGCACGAAUCGGGAUUUAUCCUUGGAAAUUUUAAUUUUCUAAUAAUUUUUUGUGAAUACUUUUUUGUAUAAUUUUAUUUAAUAAAUUGUUUUUUUUUUUA